AUUUUGUUAACCAGUGAUAUGAAUGUGGAAGCUUAUAUUUUUGGUGGAAUAUUUCGAACGGCGCGUAGACACGAUACUUAAUUUCACGACUGGGCGGUACUUACACGGGGAGACAAAUUAACGGGAAAUGUCUAUCACGUCGGUCAAAGGUACCGACUGAAAAUGAGAUAUUAAACUUGAUAUGCAAAAAAAAUUGGUAGGCACUUUCUAUAUGGUAGUACCUACCGGAUUUUUAACUGUACCUCAAAGCUCCCACAAUUAUUUUUAUCUCGGGAUACUUAAUACUUAAUAGGUAUAUGUUUGAGUAUACGAGGUACGUAUUAGUUGACCCGAAUGAAAUAUAUAUAAAUUGCAUAUCUAAUAUGGUAAUUAGUACUUGUUUUUAUUAUUAUGUAAUUUAUUUAUUGGAUGCUAAAUAGUGAAAACAAUUUUCUUUGUAUAAAGUAAACACUUGAGACAAUAUUUAGUAGAUACUAGUGUACUAAACACCCUGUAACGAGGCUACACAACGAUAUUUGUUUCGAUUUUUAUUUUCAUAUAUUAAAUUUUAUAUCGAUUUUGAUAAUGAAAAACUGUUUAUUGUUAUUGCUACAUUUUCUAAUAAAUAUUUAUGUGAAAUUAUUUAUUGUCUUAUUUAUUACAACCCAUUUUAUUACCGAAAUAAAAUUUUCUAUUCAACUUAUACUUCAACAACUAAUUCUAAUAAAUCAUAUGGAAAACAGUAUCACGAUGUCGAAGUAUUUUUAUAUUUUCAUUUUGACUUUGAGUAUUUGCCUCUUUAGCUUCGUUGUCUCGACUGUACAGACCGAAAAUCAAAAUAGCGAUACUGCAAAUCCUGACGAUGCUUCCUCAGAACACAUAAGGGUGAAAAUAAGGAAAGACGUAGAGGAAAUGAUCGAUAAAAUACCAAAAUUGAGAUCGGCGGAUUUAUUAACGGAAGAUAAUGUUUUUGUAAAUUUAAAACCGUAUUUGAGCAAAUUGGAUAAUCAGCAAAUGGAACAAUUCAAAUCGAAAGUACAAGAAGUUAUGAGAAAAGUAGAAAAAAUAAUGACAUAACCUCGUAGAAAGUUUAUGAUAAAAUGAAAUAUUCAGGUGUAAAAGGUAUAAAAUAAAAAUCCGUACAA
Messenger RNA from Diorhabda sublineata, 1124 nucleotides. RefSeq lists its product as uncharacterized. Lineage: Eukaryota; Metazoa; Arthropoda; Insecta; Coleoptera; Chrysomelidae. The coding region runs from base 565 to 1056 and encodes 163 amino acids. The record is from RefSeq and is a predicted model, not a curated record. The transcript is spliced from 2 exons.